AGUUUGUUUUUUCUUAUGCUUAUGCAACACAGCUAAUAAUUAGCCCUAAUUAAAUGCUUUUUGACAAUUAUGGCCGCUACUGAACAACAGGAUUGGGUGUUAGACGAUGGUACUGAAAAGCUAGCUGGGGAAAUACAACUACGAAGCUAUUCCAAGUUCAUUUCAGGGUACUCCCAGCAACUUGCGGAUUUGGAAACAGCUCUCGGAAGUUAUAGCCUUGAUGCAUGGGAUAGACAUUUGGAUCCGAUUUCGUUGGACACAUCUCCGCAUGAAAGGACGUCACUUUUGGAUUUGAUAAACACAGAAAACAAAGUGUUGAAUAAGAUUAUAAUCGCGUUAUCUUCUUUAUGCCUCGAAGUACAGCAUUUGGAAAAAGAGGCAAAGGAAGAAUUUUAUGAUGCGUUAUUGUUUUAUGGCGAAGGAGUAGAAAUAAAGGAAGAAGAUGGAACUCGACAAUCCCAAAUUGGUCGUCUUUUGCCAUUAUUACAAAGAUUGUCAAGCUUCGUAACAAGAGGAAAAGAAGUCUUAAAAAACAUGAUCUUACAACUUGCAGCACUACAUAACAAAACGAUGCCUAAAGUUAUGGAAGUCGGACAAAUUCACUUUACAACUGUAUUUGAAAGUAUCGGAGCGUUACUGCGCAUCAUGAUUACUUUAGAUGAAAUUGUAGCUGCUAAUACUGUGUUAAAGAACCAAUGGAUUCAAUAUAAAGUUGUGUUGAAGUCUGUAUAUCAGGAUCCGUCUAAAUAUGGCGUCGAUGCGGAUAAAAUAAAACCGUUUGAAAAAAUGUUAGCCAGAAUCGAAAGGCAGAUUUUAGAUGGUAAAAUACUGGAUCAUUGCUGGCUACAAAAUUAUGACGACACUGGUAUUCCAGUCAGUAAAAAUACACUUUUUGCUGAAGAAUUUGCUACCAAUAUAAAAAUUAUUUUUGGAAAUGUAGAACCGAGAAUUGGUGACGGAACUGAAACGAAUCAACGGUUACAGUAUGUGGAAUUAUGUGCUUUAUUCGCUCUUCAUGUGAUGAUUUUUCGAGACUUGGACAAGCGACUUUUUCGUCAAUUGUGGGAUGUUUACAAGAAGCUGCCGUGCGUAGUUUUGACUAGUAACGUCAUUUGGUUCGCUGAUGAGUUUUUGAAACGAUUUGCUGGAAAAGCAAUCGACAAGAAAAUGUCUGAUCAAGUAACCCAAUCCAGACUGGCGUACUUGAAUUCAAAACAGCAAUCCUUACCUAGGGAAGCCCAAAGUUACUUUUUGACAGUAAGUUCUUGGCUUGUCAAAAUGGAGUCUAUACAGACGCAAGACAAAUCAACUGCCGAUCUCAAUAACAAAGUCAAAAUUCUAUUAGAGGGAAUAUAUUUAUCUUUUGGUUUAAGUAACAUGGUAAGCCAAGUGAUGAAUCUGCAUGCAGCAAUGCAAAAACCAAUGUCAAGAUCUGAAGUAUUGGCUCUUUGUCGUAUUAUGGGAUUAGCGAAAGCUAUUGAAGACAGUUUUCAUCGUUGUGCGAUGCAGGUUAUGGAAAAUGAACAACAGAUGGUGCAGCAUUUACAAUACCAAAUUCUUGCUGGAUUACAAAUGGGGAAAAGAAGAAUCGUAGUCGACAAAAAGUACAGCGAUCGUAGGCUCGAUAUAUUAUCAGCUAUCAUGCUUGCUUCGAAUUCCAUUAACGGACCACCGACAGCUCAAAGAAUUCUUGUUACAAAAUUAGCCAUCAGUAUCGCCGAUCAAAUGAGAGUAUUUAAAGAUGAGGAAUUAGGUGUUGUCAAGACGAUGAUCGACAGAUUGAUUAUUUUUGGAAACAGCCUUAAAUCAUCUAUUCGCAGAGCAUCUGAUUUUUCUUUCUUCUACUGGCAUCGUGCAGUCCUUGGAAUAUUUUUUGACGGAGUUUGUCAAGAUCCUACAGAUGCAGGUCAAAUGCCUUAUAUGUUUUCUGUUUUGAAUGAUUGUGUUCCCCAUAUACGUAGAAGCAAACAUGUUGAAAACACAGAAGAACUGGUGAAACAUUACUCCGAAGAUGUUAUAGCAAUUUUAAAACAGAAUCUGUUAGUGAAAGUAUGCAAGGAGAUUGAAAACGACCUACGCCUGUCUGUCCAUACCCAUUUAAAAUUAGAUGAUAGAAACCCAUACAAAGUUGGACUAAAAGGCCUUCGACAAUUAUUGUCCAUAAAGCCACUACAUUUUUUGAACCAGAUGAUUGACAUAAAAGAUUAUGUGUCGCAUUACAUCGAUACGACAUUCUAUAAUUUGACAACUGUGGCUUUGCACGACUGGCGAACUUACGGAGAAAUGAGAAAUUUGGCUGUACAGAAAUAUCAACUCAGAAUGCAAGAGGUUCAUCUUCCAAACCAGACUCUUGAGCAAGGUCUUGAUGUCUUGGAAAUCAUGAGAAAUAUUCACGUAUUUGUUUCGAAAUAUCUCUACAACCUAAAUAAUCAGAUAUUUGUUGAAAAGUCUAGCAACAACAAGCAUCUAAACACGAUCAAUAUUCGCCACGUUGCGAAUUCCGUACGAACCCACGGAACUGGAAUCAUGAAUACGACAGUGAAUUUUACUUUCCAAUUUCUGAAAAAAAAAUUUUACAUUUUUUCUCAGUUUUUGUACGAUGAGCACAUCAAAUCAAGGCUUAUCAAAGAUAUUCGGAAUUUCAAGGAAAAUCGUGUCGCACUCGGACAGAGGUAUCCCUACGAUCGUGCUGACAGAUUCAAUAAAGGGAUUCGAAAGCUCGGUCUUUCACCUGAGGGUCAAAGUUAUUUGGACCAAUUCCGACUGCUCGUUUCUCAUAUCGGAAAUGCAAUGGGAUAUGUUCGCAUGGUAAGGUCUGGCGGAAUUCAUUAUUGCAGUGAUGCAAUACGUUUCGUUCCUGAUCUUGAUGAUAUCGUGAGUUUCAAUGAACUAGUACAAGAGGAAAACAUAGGAGAUGAAGUCAAUGAAGCCGCGUCACAUUUGGAUACUGUGAUUGAUACCUUGUCGAAAAAUUCAGCUGAAGGAUCGGAUUAUUUUACCAAACUUGUUGAUGUUUUUUCGCAAGAAUUCCGCAGUCAGAAAAACAUGCAUUUACGGAAUUUUUACGCGAUUCUGCCACCUUUGACGCUCAACUUCGUUGAGCACAGCAUAAGCUGCAAAGAAAAAAUGAAUAAGAAGAAUAAACAAGGUGCCGCAUUCACGGACGACGGAUUCGCAAUGGGCGUCGCAUACAUUCUCAAACUUCUUGACCAAUAUAAAGAUUUUGAUUCGCUUCAUUGGUUCCAAUCUGUAAAGCAUAAGCACGAAGAAGACAUGAAAAGCCAGAAAAAGGAUGUGACAUCUUCCUCUAAGAAGCAACAAUCUUCUUCUAACAUUACAGAGGAUGAGAAGCUCCUCCAGGCAACAUCUCUUGCUCUAAAAAGAAUCUUAAUUUAUCAGAGAGAAUUUGAACUUCUCUAUUUUUCAUUGAGCAGUGCAAGAAUAUUUUUCCGCGGAAAUAAAUCUGAUGAUGAUGGAGAUGAGAAACCAUCUGAGGAUACUACUCAAGACAACGCUAACAACUCUGGAAAUGAGUCUACCACUCAACAACCUCCUCAACCUAAUUCAUGAACUAUUAUUUUUUGUGCUAACUUUCAAUUUGCCUUCAUUAUAUUAUUAUUAUUGAUUGUAACCAGGGAAAUCCAAGACAAAUCAAAUAUUCAAAUAACAUUAUCUCAACUGUAUUUUUAAUACUAAAUUAUAAUUCCAGUGAUUCACAAUGAUUGUUAAAAUUUGACCGUUCAACACAGGAGUGUGUAACCUGCGGGCCAAAUACGGCUCACAAGUAUAAAUGGUGUGGCCCGCAGAGUAGUGACAGUUCUGAAUUAUGUGCAAUCCGAGCGACGAGUUUUUAAUUCAGUUCAAUUUAGUAUGUGCAAGUAAUUCGAAUCCCUUUGCGUUGCAAAGCCUAUACCGGAAUCCAUUUAUUAUCUAUGCCUAUGAUGCACCAAUGCCGCAGGUCAUAAGAUUAAUACCCAAACAUUUUUGUGCCUGCAACUACUAGAAAUUUCAUGUUAAAUAAUGGUGCGACCCACGGUUUCACCCUGUUAUUUGUAACUGGUCAUCCUGUUUUAAAGGUUGCACACCCCUGGUUUAACAUAUUAUUUAUUCCACCUUUGAAAAUUUUUUUUGAAAUAUACUUGGAAUUGUGUGCUAUUCUGGUCAUCAUUCUCUGAUUGUAACUACCAUUUUCUUUUUACAUUAUUUAAAAAAAAAUUUAAUUUUGUUCAUAUUGAGUUGCAAAUUUAAAUAUUUAAUUCCAUGUAGCCAUUAUAUUAUAUACCGGUAAGCCUGCAAUUUUUAUUUCUUAUUUAUUUAACAAAAAUCUGUUUCAAACCAAGAUUAAAUGUAUUAUCGUCAUUUUUUUUUUUAAAAGUAGUUAAUACAAAAGGUUGUUUUCCCGUAUAUUAAUGGGCAAUGUGGAGACCAUUUCUCAACACAUGAUAUCAAUUCUUAGUUAGGUAUAAAUUAACAACGAUUGGUAUUUUUUUAACUAUAGCCUUUGGAUCUAGAAUUUUGAAACCUUAUAUCCAGUUAGAUAAAUUGUUGGAAUCUGACAUAUUCAGUUGGUGAUAGUGACUGAGAGCCUGUGAUUAAAUAUGAGAUUGUAUUUUUGAUUUGGGGAUUUUUUUCUUUUGAAUCGUAAAUUUUGUAUCACAUUGUUAAUGAGAAUUCAUUCCUUGUUAUUGAUUAUCCGAUUGAUUUAAAAUUCAUUGUUUGUGAUUAGUUUCCUAAUAUGUGCUUGUCAAAAAAGGGAUAGGCCAGUAUAGAAAUCAGCCGUUUUUUUGUGAUUACUAUAAUAGUAUGUUGAUGAAUAUUCAUUGCCACUGAUUUUCCUUGAUUGUUGUAAUAAAAGGGGUAUUGUAUACUUCAGUACUAUUUGACGAUAUAGCAAAAAGAACAGCACUGGCACUCGGUUAUUAGAAUAAGAUGAUUCCGACUAGUCGUACAUCAAGGAUUUUUAUAUCAGCAAAUUCAGAUUUGUACUGAAGUAUACGUAUCUCUCAUACUAUUUUAAGUGCAAUAUUAAAUUUUCUUUGCCUAUGGCUCUAUUAUUAUAAUAUAUUGUAUAUUCUCGAAAUAUUGAAAUUAUUACCAUAUUUGAUUAUUCGUUUAAUUAUAG
Messenger RNA from Styela clava, 5122 nucleotides. RefSeq names its product WASH complex subunit 4-like. Lineage: Eukaryota; Metazoa; Chordata; Ascidiacea; Stolidobranchia; Styelidae. Gene Ontology annotation, cellular component: endosome; WASH complex. Gene Ontology annotation, biological process: endosome organization; endosomal transport. The record is from RefSeq and is a predicted model, not a curated record.